UUGUCAGUGGGCAAACGUACAAAAUCAGCAGGGGAUCAAAUACUUUUUUCCCUCACUGUAUGUAUCAUGUGUCCCGAAUGCUUAUGUUGUAAAACAUGUGGUCAUAUCCGUUUCAUUUUGCAAACGCACUAUAAUUGCUGUACAUCAGGAGACAAUUUCAAAUAAACUCGCUGAAAGUUACAGCAACUAUGUGGCAAGUGGAACACUUGCGCCAACAACGUGACUGAGGGUUUUAUCCACAUGCACUUUUCAUUUUGAGAAAAGUCAGUCCCGAAUUGUUGUUUCCCAUCUGAUUACCCACAUUACCAACCAAAAAAAGCCAUAAAACCAUAAAGCUGAGGUUGGGGGGGGGGGGAAUUUCCUGCCGAUAAAAAAAAAUCACCCAGCUCUCGAGCAAUCCUGGGAGGAACCGGAGGUUUUUAACAAGAAUUAUACGCGAGCUGAGAAUCACUCUACUACACAGCAACUCCAGGUGAGUUCACACCUUUGAUCAUUCUCACACGGAUUAUUGCUUCUGUUGUCAUAUAUAGAUGAAAAAUAAUGGCUUUGAACAAAUUGCGUUUCAUGUGUUAAAAUAUGAAACUGUAAAAAAUUACGAACGUUUAACAUGCUCUACAGAAUUGCAAUAUCAACACGGGUACACUAAACACAAUAGUUGUGAUGUAUAGGUAUUUAAAUUAUGUAAUUAUUUUUUCAUACGCACGAAUAAAAGCAGUACCACCACACAUUCUGAACUUGGCUUUGGUCUUCACAGACUCACCAAAUGUCUACUAAUAGUGCCUAAAUUAGCAAUGCGGGGCAAAUUAUACAUUCAUAAUGCAUACAAAUGUAUGUAAAUGUAGCAUAUAUAAGUACGUUAUCUUUGUGUAGUACAAUCAGGAAAAUAAUUAUGUUGCAAUUCUACGUUUCCAGAUGCGCUUCUGCGGCCAUCUGGAUGCUCUUGCUUCCAAUAUUAGAAAGCAACUGGACCUAUGCAUUCUUCAAUUUAGAUUGAAAACUCAUUUCUUUAGAACUGCUUUUUGUGUUUAAUUUAUUGUCCUUCCCCUGCACCUCUGAGUAGCACGAUUGGCUACGCACGGUUUGAAAGAAGUUCAACAUACAUACAUAUAUUUUAUGCGGGAUGUUGCCGUAUAGUGGUUAGCUCACUUGACUUGCAAUCCAAAGGUCGCCGGUAGGAUGUCCCGGUGCAGGUUAAAAAGUGGUGCAUGUUUUUGGAUCCCCCCACACCUCCGUCCACCCAGCAGUAUAAAUGGGUACACCACAGAGAGUUGAUUGGCUUGUGGUGGGGUAAAGUGUGGGUCUUCCUACCUCUUCCAAGACGUCUGUCCAGCAUGCAAGAGAAUGUCAACAAUACUCUCUAGAGAGGUUCUCUAGGGCUCCCUCUAACGGAGGCCACAUUGCCAGUAGUGGUGUCGGCGAGACAUGUCAUGGCUGCACCUUUAAUUCUUUACCUGAUAUACAUGUAUGCUGCAAUUAUCCCAUUGUUUUUCAAAAUCCCCAAAGCUUGACCAUGGCUCAUGAUGAUGAUGCUCGGGAAAAUAGGAUUAACUUUCUUAAAAGACAACCAUUGAUAUUACAGUACUUGCAUACAGUAUUGCGGAAAUAUCCACCUGAAGUUGCAUUUGUAAUGUCCUUGUGGUUUAAUGUUUGCUACGAUGAGAGUAUGUCUUGGCACUAUAGUCGGAUAUUCAUCUUUCAGCUAAUUGCAUGUUUUUGUUAUUUUUUUCUGCGUGGCCUGCUGAUAGCUCAUUUCACGGUGUGAGGUUGACAAUGGCGAAAUGUUUGGGAGAAAACAUCAUUUGUGAAGGAUAUUUGAAAAAGUCUCCUCCUCCAAAUAAAAUUGUCUUCAAAAUAUCGAUCUCCUGGAAGAAACGUUACUGUGUUCUUUGUCAAAAUGAGCAAGGCAGUUACAGCUUUAAAUAUUACAAAGACGAAAAGGAAUUCAAGGAAGGAAAGCCUCUUCUUGGGGAAAUUAAAAUAGGAACUCUGCAGGAGCUGACAGAUAACCCUGUUGUGCCAAACGUGAUAAUGCACAGAACAGAAUCCGUUAUAUUUUUAAAAACAGAAAGCCGUGAGCUCUUCCUCUUCGCCGAAGAUAGAGAGGAAACAAAAAAGUGGUACUUGGAACUAGAGAAAAUUAAAUUGUCAAAGAGUGGACACGAGUCUUUGAAUGUGGGACGAAGUCCACUGAAGCGAGUCAACACACAGAUAGAGAAUUGCCCACAGAAGAUUUGCAUUCAAAAAACCGUUUCAUGCCCGCCGUGUCUCAAAGGAGGGUUCUGCUCGUGUCAGGGGCAGGUCACGGUGCCUCUGUCCAGCGAAAAUGUAAGAAACUAUGAGCAGGGUCCGAGCAUCGACAAUGCACCGAUGGAGCUCAUCACACUGAAAGUCCCAGAGACCAGCACAUGUUCUGAUCACUCCUGUAGACAGACCGAGAGCAGAACUGUCGCGCAACAAGAGACGGGUUUCCAUCAUUCGGCUCGUUACAUGCAAGACCUUGAUCCACGCUCAUAUCCAGUGAAUACCAGGGAUGAUAAACUACCAACGGGAAUGCUCUCAGACGCUUUUAAUCGCAAGUUAAGAAAUCUGGAAUCUGAAAAAGACAUGAAAGAGGUUUCAAAGUGUAUCACUCUGCAAGAUAUAGAAAAAAUUGCAUUUGUAAAAUUCCAGGAACAAAUAUGUGUUGCUGGCUGGAAGGUGGACUCAGGUUCGGCAUUGAGUGAAAUCCUGCACAUAGGCGACUGGGUCAUCACCGUGGGUGAAAUGAAACCUCACGACCCCGAGGAUAUUUUAUUCUUUGCAAACCGCUACGCCAAAAAUAAGAUUCCGAUCACCUUUGCUCGUCUCCCGCAAGGAAAAUUGUUAUUCGCCAUAAAAACUGAAAACGAAGACUGGGGGAUAGAGACUGAAGGACCUGUGAUCAAACACAUAAAACCUCGGUCAGUGAUAGCACAACAUGGAUUAAAUCUACCAAUAUGUAUCACGGAUCAGAAAACAGUGCCUUGGCAAAUAACGGAGAUUAACUUCCACUCUGUCAGUCUUGUUUCUGCUGAUAAACAUUCCACUCAGCGUGUUGGGUGGCUCCUGAACAAAUGUACCACCGAACUGUUCCUAGUGCUGCAGCCGAAGGAUUAUAUUCAAGGGCUUGUGAGCGAGGUUGAAAAAAUGUACCCCCAAAAGGAGUACGAUACCGAUAUGCACUAACAUUUAUUGUUUCCCAGUCUCGUAGUGCACGAUUCACGUAUGUGUUAGAGGCAAGGAUAUGAAUCUUGCGUGCAAAAUAAAAACGGAUUCAGUCUUUUAUUUAAAACAAGUUAUUAACAUAUCACAGCGUAAAUAAAUGGAGCCAAUAAAAUAUAAGCCUCUCAGUCCCAAAUGGUCAUAUGCACACUCAAAGUGAGGAGUGACAUUACAGAUGGAAUGUUAUUGUCAGGUAUGCAUGUACUCGUUAAAAAUAUUUUUUGUAAGCUGGAUUUUUGUUUUAUAAUGUAACUUUUUAAAUCAUUUAGCACCUGCUUUAACCAACUUGUGCUUAGCAUUUUUAAAAGCUAAAUUUACUGUCUAUGUAAACGUGUUUAUUAAAGAUACUGGUUUGUGGUAAAGAAAGCAGUUGUUACUAUUAGUGGAGAUAUUUUUCUUAUUACGUAAUGUUAAAGCAGCACAUGCCAUUGUUAACUCUGUUCUGUAUAUUCAGGUUGGGCCAAAAGUCAGGAAACGUGGUUAUUUUAUUUGAACACUGGCAUUAAAAUGUUUAUUUAUGAUUUAAGUUCAUAUUUGAUCUAUUAAUAUAUUUAUUUCUUCUUUUUCUUAAGGCAUCGUCUCAAAUCCAACGUUUAAAAAAAUACUCGACCGAGAACCCUGAAUGAAUUGAGAUUCAACAUAAUUGCUGCAUGUUCAAAGAUUACACAUGUAAUCUUAAAUAAUGCCUAAAUUAAUUUCGAAAGAUAAUUCAUACAUGCAUUAACAUUCAUGGAAGUCAGUUUGAACAUGUUAAAAUAAAUCAAAUGACCCUUUGUGAUUUGUUAAAAUAAAUAUAACCCGUGUCUUGACUUUUGGGCCAACCUGUCUUAUUAUAAGGGAGGUAUCUUUAUUGCCAAUUCAAUAAAAUGUUAUUGUUAA
This is a messenger RNA of Petromyzon marinus (sea lamprey), 4119 nucleotides long. RefSeq names its product pleckstrin homology domain-containing family S member 1. NCBI's taxonomy places the organism in Eukaryota, Metazoa, Chordata, Hyperoartia, Petromyzontiformes, Petromyzontidae. The record is from RefSeq and is a predicted model, not a curated record.